AUGGCCCUCCCUGGAGCACCAAUAAUUUCCCUUGGAGCCGGCCUCGAAAACCGUCGUUUCAAAGAACUAGCCUACGAAGCUGGACUCCGCGUCAAGAAAUUCUCUGCCAGAACUGAUGUCCUUGUAUCGACCAGUGUGUUAGAUCCGGACUAUCGGGUGGCCGUUUCGCUUGGAAUUCCGAUCGUACGUCCAGUUUUUAUAGAAUACGCUUCAGGCUUUGCUGAUUUCCGGUUGAGCCCGGAUAUUGUAGCAAAAAGCCGUCUCCCUCGGUUUGCUGGCUCCCGUGUUUUUCUAGCACUUUUCCUGGGAGAAACGGCAGAAUCAAAGAAGGAACUUAUUGAAGAACACGGUGGAUCCAUCUGUCAGUCUGCUUUGGAUGCGACGCAUGUUGUUGUACCAAUCGGAGAAGAUUAUCCAACGAAUGGGUUACAAUAUGUUGUUACCGAACAAUGGAUAUCCGAAUCCUUAAACCUCGGAUGGUGCGCGAAUGAAAAAUUGUUCCCGGCUUCUGGCCGAUCCGGGAAGUUGAUUCGACGCGAUGCCCUUCGCAGAGGAAAUUGUGAAGCAGCAAGUAAGAAGAUUCCAAGCAGCUUCCGCAAACUGAAAAUCUGGAAAAGCGAUCGUUCUGACACAAUGAAAUACAAGCGAUACACACAGGCCGGGGAACUUUACAAAAGUGAAACAGAAACCCUGAAAAAGUUGGAUGCUUUGAAACGGGAGCUGUACAACGUACAUUCACGGAUCGUGGAAAAACUGGCAAAAGUUUUUGCAACUUGGGCUGAUGAUAGUGUGAUUGGAUUGAUUUUUAUUGGGGAAAGCGACGCUUUAGCGGCUGCUUAUACGCCGUAUUUGGUCGGUCUACAGUAUGCACAAGAUUGCUUGAAAAAGGCUACACAACGGAAUCCGAAAUUUAAGGCGUACAUCCAGAAAUGUGAGUGCGACCGGAUGCUAGGAAGGAGCAAGAUAAGCGAACUUGUUUCCGCACCUUAUCAAGAACUAACAAACAAAAUCAAUGUAUUACUACGAGGUUGCGAGCCAACUUAUGUAUUUAUCAUUCGAGAUGAAUAUUCUGACCAUGAACUGGCGCUACGCGGCAAGCCACUUUACAGUUUUAUGGAGAAAUUAGCAAAUCGUUUCGAUACCUCAAGAUCUUUUAUGGUCGAAACCGUACAUUAUGACAUUGCAUCCCAAGCUCAAAAGGAGCAAUUAAAGAAGCUCGUCUCCAUUCCGAGUUUUAAUUCAACGGAUUCCCCAAUUGUCAAGCUGAGGACGUUUUCGAAGAGGUUGAGUCGCCGAAAAGCCAAGUCGGCUGUAGAUUUGCAGACGACAUUCAAUCUAACGCGUACCCUCAGCACUUUUGGAAUCCACUCCCAUCUACCAGAUCUUAUUCCGGAUGAAACCGAACACUUCAGCAACUACCUCGAGCCAAUCCUUCACGACGAAGCCCUUAUUUAU
Molecule: messenger RNA, 1455 nt
Organism: Mesorhabditis spiculigera
Lineage: Eukaryota; Metazoa; Nematoda; Chromadorea; Rhabditida; Rhabditidae
Source: the annotation of a GenBank genome assembly